Molecule: messenger RNA, 2827 nt
Organism: Entelurus aequoreus (snake pipefish)
Lineage: Eukaryota; Metazoa; Chordata; Actinopteri; Syngnathiformes; Syngnathidae
Gene: qki2
Product: QKI, KH domain containing, RNA binding 2
Exons: 9
Coding region: 239-1288 (349 amino acids)
Biological process (GO): regulation of mRNA splicing, via spliceosome
Cellular component (GO): nucleus
Molecular function (GO): mRNA binding
Source: RefSeq, a predicted model, not a curated record
AAAGUCUUAAAGAGAACCGGGAUCGGGGCUCGCAUCAUCUGAGAUUUCAAGCCCGCUUGAGAGACGCGCUCGGCGGACGGCUGCGCUGUCCUCGCACCGGGGCGGAGGAGGGGGCGGAGAAAAGUUCGGUUGUUGUUUUUCUGUCUAGUUUUAAGUUUUUUUUUUGUUUUUUUCCCCCCCAACCCGGUCGCUUAGUGUGUGCGUGCGCACGUGCGCGUGUGUGGAGACUUCCACAGCCAUGGUCGGGGAGACAGAGGUGAAGGAGAGACCCAAGUCCAACCCGGACUACUUAAUGCAGCUGAUGAACGACCGCAAGGUGAUGAGUUCACUGCCCAACUUCAGCGGCAUCUUCACGCAUCUGGAACGGCUGCUGGACGAAGAGAUCGGGCGGGUACGCAAGGACAUGUACAACGACACGGUGAACGGCGGCAUGUUCAACGGGCGCGACAUGGAGGAGCUGCCCGAGGCGGUGGGGCCCGUGGCGCAGCUGCAGGAGAAGCUCUACGUGCCCGUCAAAGAGUACCCUGACUUCAACUUUGUGGGGAGGAUCCUGGGCCCGCGCGGGCUGACGGCCAAACAACUGGAGGCGGAGACCGGCUGCAAGAUCAUGGUGCGAGGGAAAGGCUCCAUGCGGGACAAGAAGAAGGAGGAGAUGAACCGAGGCAAGCCCAACUGGGAGCACCUGAGCGAGGACCUUCACGUCCUCAUCACCGUGGAGGACACGCACAACCGGGCCAAGAUCAAGCUGCAGCGGGCCAUCAACGAGGUCAAGAAACUCCUCGUCCCCGCCGCUGAAGGCGAGGACAACUUGAAGAAGAUGCAGCUGAUGGAGCUGGCCAUCCUCAACGGGACGUACAGAGACGCCAAUGUGAAGACACCCACCGCCGGCUUCCCGCUGGGCACCCCCCAGUGCCCCCGCAUCAUCACCGGCCCCACGCCCGUCCUGCCGCCCGCCUUGCGCAACCCGGCCCCGGUGACCACGCCCACCCUCAUGCCCCUGAUUCGCCAGAUCCAGAGCUCCGCCCUGGUGCCGGGCGGCAACCCGCACCCGGCGCUGCUGCAGCAGGGACCCGAGUCGGGGAUCAUCUACGCGCCCUACGAGUACCCCUACACCCUCACGCCCUCCAUAUUGGAAUACCCCAUCGACUCCACCGGAGUAUUAGUCCCUUCGUCCUGUGUUUUCGCAGCAGGUGCCAUGACCACUAAGGUACGCCGCCACGACAAGAGAAUCCAUCCUUACCAAAGGGUAGUGACCACAGACAGAGCUGCCACGGCGACUAACCCAUGACCCCACCCACCCCCCACCCCCACCCCUUGACCUUCUGACCUUUCCACCCAUUGAUGACCCCGCCCAUCUCCGCACUGCUGGCGCGCUCAUUGGCCAGGCGCCCCCCUUCCCCUUCCCCUCCUCCACCUUACCCCCCCCCCAGAGGCCGGCGCCGGGAGCGACCCGACUGCUUCUGUCUAACCAGCGGACGGCGGCGGCCAUGGCGCCCGUAACCCGGCGGGGACCGCGCCCAUCGACCUUUAGCCGACGUGCCUUCCUCUCACAUUGUACUCACAGCAGGGGGGGGCUGAGUCCACCAGCAAUAAUUACUACUAAAGACUACUGAAGAUGCUAAUUGUACUCAUCCUGCACAGAAAGAGAGGUGCGCAUUCUACUUCAGCUCAACAAUCUCCGCAUAUAUUUACAUAUUCAAUUAACCACCUCGUUAACGCGGCUCCACACCCAAAUGCAACCCAUCUCUGCAAAAAAAAUUUGACAAUCGAAAUUGUCCCUGGGCAGCGUUUAAACCAGGCCUGCCUGGGCUAUUAUUUUGCCACGGGGGGAUAAAUUUAGAGAAAAAAAAUGAGUCUGGGGACCGGUAUAUCUGAUUUUUAGGAACAAAAACCUCGCAAUAUUGUCUGAUUGAAAGCUGAAAAGGUUUUGACAGACCGCCUUAAAAAAACGAAAUGGAAUUUUACAUUACUAUGAACGAUAAAACACUGAAAAUUGACAACAUAUGAAUGAAAAUUCCACAAACACAGCAAAAUAUGAACGCAAAGGGUAAAAAUCUAUUUUAAAUAACUACUGCUCAAAAAAUAAUAAAAAAACUUAUAGCUGACAGAUAAGUCUGGAGUUGAUCUAGAGCAGGCCUGGGCUAUUAUUUUGCCACGGGGGGACAAAUUUAGAGGAAAAAAAUGAGUCUAGGGGCCGGUAUAUCUGAUUUUUAGGAACAAAAUCUCGCAAUAUUGUCUGAUUGAAAGCUAAAAAGGUUAUGACAGACCACCUUAAAAAAAACGGAAUGGAACUUUACAUUACUAUGAACGAUAAAACACUGAAAAUUGACAACAUAUGAAUGAAAAUUCCACAAACACAGCAAAAUAUGAACGCAAAGGGUAAAAAUCUAUUUUAAAUAACUACUGUCAUUGCUCAAAAAAUAAUAAAAAAAACUUAUAGCUGACAGAUAUGUCUGGAGUUGAUCUAGAGCAGGCCUGGGCUAUUAUUUUGCCACGGGGGGACAAAUUUAGAGGAAAAAAAUGAGUCUGGGCGACGGUAUAUCUGAUUUUUAGGAACAAAAUCUCGCAAUAUUGUCUGAUUGAAAGUUAAAAAUGUUAUGACAGACCGCCUUAAAAAAACGAAAUGGAAUUUUACAUUACUAUGAACGAUAAAACACUGAAAAUUGACAACAUAUGAAUGAAAAUUCCACAAACACAGCAAAAUAUGAACGCAAAGGGUAAAAAUCUAUUUUAAAUAACUACUGUCAUUGCUCCAAAAAUAAUAAAAACAACUUAUAGCUGACAGAUAAGUCUGGAGUUGAUCUAGAGCAGGCCUGGGCUAUUAUUU